Messenger RNA from Diceros bicornis minor, 4943 nucleotides. RefSeq names its product leucine rich repeat containing 8 VRAC subunit E (gene LRRC8E). NCBI's taxonomy places the organism in Eukaryota, Metazoa, Chordata, Mammalia, Perissodactyla, Rhinocerotidae. The transcript has 3 exons. Gene Ontology annotation, molecular function: protein binding. Bases 1442 to 3823 code for a protein of 793 amino acids. The record is from RefSeq and is a predicted model, not a curated record.
CACGUGUCCCUUUGGUGGCUGCAAUGUACAUUCGGCCCCCUGGAGGCUGUUGAGCUGUCAUUCGGGUAUUUCUAUCAGAUUCUUUGGUGACUGAGACUGCACAUGAUGCACUGGGACACUUUUACUCAGCUUUUCGUUUGGACAGGGUGUAAAACCGAACAUGAGGGACAGGCCAUUAUGUGAGGGAUCUGUGCUCUGUCUGUGCACCCCUUUUGUGUGCCUGGUUCUAGGUGAGUCAGGGCCUGAGUCAGGGGACCCAGGAGCCCGGGUGUGGGCAGGCGUGUGCCUGUCCCUUGCUUGCCAUCCCCAUACAGGGUACAGAGGUGGGAGCCUCUGAUGGGAUUGAGGGGUGUGGUGGACUGCCCAGGCUUCAGCCUGGUGGGCAGGGCAUGCAUCCUGUAACCCCACCCACCCCACCUUGUCCUCACCCAGGAGUCACCAAAGGUCUUCAGAGGACCAAAAAGGGAGGCAUGGAGAUGUCAGAGUGCUUGGCUGAGGUGUGGGACAGGGGCCAGGUUCCCCCCAGGAGAUGGGAGAGAGGCUGGAGGACCAGCGGGCAGCCCAGAUGCCUCCCUCCCCUGUGCAGCCUGUGCCCAGUGACAGGCCAUCAAGAUGAGGACAGCAGGCUCCAGGAACCUGCCUGAGAAAACAGGGGCUGUACAUUGGGGAGCAUGGAGGCUGGGAGGGGGAGCCUAGGAGCCCCCUUGGAGGCAGUGGAGGCCUCGCUGUCUCCCUUUCCUCCCCCUCCAGCCCCAGGGAGAGAGGCGGAGGGAGGCUCGUCGGUAAUGUCCCAGCUUGUGGCCCACGCCCCCAUGUGCCCUGUUCCUGGCCCUCUGUAUCUGGAAUAAUGAUACCUUGGUCUAAAAUGAAACCCAGGGACAGACAGAGUGGGCCGGGAGCCCAGGAGCCUGGAAGCCCAGCCCCGUCCCAGUCGUAGGUGUCAGCCUGGCCUUCUCGCUGAGCCUUUUCCAGUUCCGGAUCCUCUGCCCCUCGGAGGCCUUUUGUCUGCCUCAGGUUCUGGGCACGAGACCCUCCAGAAAACCCAGGUGUCCUAGUCACCUCCCACCCUCCAGGGCUGACCAGCCUUCAGCUUCGACACUCCCUGCCCCUGGGGCCCCGUAACCAGAGCCAGGCUCCAGCCGGCUUUUCCGGUUGGAGGUUGGAGGUGGUGCCCGGAGCGCCCCUGAAGGGGGUGGGGGGCCCACGCCCCGGAAGUCCUGAGCCUCGGGACGCUCUCGGGUCCAGCGGCGGAGAGAUCCUGGACUGGCCCAGCAACAGAGCAAGAGUUUUGGGCCUCGGCGUUACAGGGGGAGAACAUGCCUGUGUUCCGGGAGAAGGCCACAUGGGCAGACUGGAGGACGGCGGCCCUGUGGACUGCCCCCCCUGAGCUCUGAGUGCAAGCAGAGUCAGAUCGGGGGUCCCGGGGAGCAGACGUGGCAGCAUGAUUCCGGUGGCCGAGUUCAAGCAGUUCACGGAGCAGCAGCCCGCCCUCAAGGUGCUCAAACCCUGGUGGGAUGUGCUGGCAGAGUACCUCACCGUGGCCAUGCUGAUGAUUGGGGUUUUCGGCUGCACCCUCCAGGUGACACAGGACAAGAUCAUCUGUCUGCCCAGUCAUGAACCCCGGGAGAACUUAUCAGAGGCCCCCUGCCAGCAGCUGCUCCCGCAGGGGGUCUCGGAGCAGGUGGGGGGCCUCCGGGAGGUAAGCGGCCUGAAGAACAACUUGGACCUGCAGCAGUACAACUUCAUCAACCAGCUCUGCUACGAGACGGCCCUCCACUGGUAUGCCAAGUACUUCCCCUACCUGGUUGUCAUUCACACGCUCAUCUUCAUGGUCUGCACCAGCUUCUGGUUCAAGUUCCCCGGCACCAGCUCGAAGAUCGAGCACUUCAUCUCCAUCCUGGGUAAGUGUUUCGACUCGCCGUGGACCACGCGGGCCCUGUCCGAGGUCUCCGGGGAGAACCACAAGGGCCCCGCCACCGGACGGGCGACGGCGGCUAUGACAGCCACGGCGGGGCCCGGGAAGGCAGGUGAGGGCGAGAAGGAGAAGGUGCUGGCGGAGCCUGAGAAGGUGGUGACUGAGCCACCCGCCGUCACCCUUUUGGACAAGAAGGAGGGCGAGCAGGCCAAAGCCCUGUUUGAGAAGGUCAAGAAGUUCCGCGUGCACGUGGAAGAGGGAGACAUCUUGUACACCAUGUACAUCCGGCAGACGGUGCUCAAAGUCUGCAAGUUCUUAGCCAUCCUGGUCUACAGCCUCGUCUACGUGGAGAAGAUCAGCUUCCUGGUGGCCUGCAGGGUGGAGACCUCGGAGGUCACGGGCUACGCCAGCUUCUGCUGCAGCCACACGAAGGCUCACCUCUUCUCCAAGCUGGCCUUCUGCUACAUCUCCUUCGUGUGCGUCUACGGCAUAACCUGCCUCUACACGCUCUACUGGAUCUUCCACCGGCCCCUCAAGGAGUACUCCUUCCGUUCCGUGCGGGAGGAGACCGGCAUGGGUGACAUCCCCGACGUCAAGAAUGACUUCGCCUUCAUGCUGCACCUCAUCGACCAGUACGACUCGCUCUACUCCAAGCGCUUCGCCGUCUUCCUCUCCGAGGUCAGCGAGAGCCGCCUGAAGCAGCUCAGCCUCAACCACGAGUGGACGCCCGAGAAGCUUCGGCAAAAACUGCAGCGCAACGCCCGGGGCCGGCUCGAGCUGGCCCUCUGCAUGCUCCCGGGACUGCCCGACACUGUCUUUGAGCUCAGCGAGAUGGAGGCGCUCCGGCUGGAGGCCAUCGGCGACAUCACCUUCCCCCCGGGCCUGUCGCAGCUGGUGCACCUGCAGGAGCUCAGCCUGCUCCACUCGCCCGCCAGGCUGCCCUUCUCCUCGCAGGUCUUCCUGCGGGACCGCCUGAGGGUCAUCCGCGUCAAGUGCGAGGAGCUCCGCGAGGUCCCCCUCUGGGUGUUUGGGCUGCGUGGCCUGGAGGAACUGCACCUCGAGGGGCUCUUCCCCCCGGAGCUGGCUCGGGCGGCCGCCCUCGAGAGCCUCCGGGAGCUGAAGCAACUCAAAGUCCUGUCUCUGCGGAGCAAUGCCAGCAAGGUGCCGGCCAGCGUGACCGACGUGGCCGGGCACCUGCAGCGGCUUAGCCUGCACAACGACGGGGCCCGCCUGCUAGCCCUCAACAGCCUCAAGAAGUUGGCGGUGCUGCGGGAGCUGGAGCUGGUGGCCUGCGGGCUGGAGCGCAUCCCCCACGCCGUCUUCAGCCUGGGCGCACUGCAGGAGCUGGACCUCAGAGACAACCACCUGCGCUCCAUCGAGGAGAUCCUCAGUUUCCAGCACUGUCGCAAGCUCGUCACGCUCAGGCUGUGGCACAACCAGAUUGCCUACGUGCCCGAGCACGUGCGGAAGCUCCGGAGCCUGGAGCAGCUCUACCUCAGCCACAACAAGCUGGAGACCCUGCCCACCCAGCUCGGCAUGUGCUCUGGCCUCCGCCUGCUGGAUGUCUCCCACAACGGGCUGCGCUCCCUGCCGCCCGAGCUGGGCCUCCUCCAGAACCUGCAGCACCUGGCUGUCUCCUACAACGCCCUGGAGGCCCUGCCCGACGAGAUCUUCUUCUGCCGCAAGCUGCGGACGUUGCUUCUCGGCUACAACCACCUGAACCAGCUCUCGCCCCAGGUGGGGGCCCUCAGGGCCCUCAGCCGCCUGGAGCUCAAGGGCAACCGCUUGGAGGUGCUGCCAGAAGAACUUGGCAACUGUAGGGGGCUCAAGAAGGCGGGGCUCCUGGUGGAAGACACCCUUUAUGACGGCCUGCCGGCAGAGGUGCGGGAGAAGAUGGAGGAGGAGUGAAGGCAGGGAGGGGCAGGUUGGGGUAGAGACACUCCGGAUGCUUCCGCCCCAAAAUCUCUACCAUUGUCUUCAAAGGAGGCAGCCAAGUAGGCCCUAGCCAGGAGAGGAGCAGACAAGAUCCUGGGACUGGUUUGUCCGAGGAGAGACAGAAGACUGUGGAUUUGGGGUGGAACACAAUGGAGGGAUUAACUCAGUCAUAGGAUUCUCAAACCAAAACCACACCUGUGUCUGUGGUUGGCUGGCUUGUCCCCAGCCCUGGGCCAGAACUGCUACCCUCCCCCUGGACAUUCCAGCUUAAUCAGUGCCACCUUUGGGGGUGGGGGCACAUCCCAAUGGGAUUUCAACCCUCUCCCCCACAACAAAACAGCUUACCUCUGGAGUUCUCUCCCAAGGAGGGGACACAGACACAAGGGACCAGCACCCAGCCCCCACUUUGACGUUAAGCCGUUAUUUAUAAGUUGUUUGCUCCAGACACGUGAACUCAGAAAAAUGGUUCUCAGAUUUGGCUAUGCAUCAAAAUCAACAUCCCCAAAACAAAACAUGCCAGGCCCCCACCCCUGAAAGACUGACUCAGGAGGUUUUGGCUGGAGGUCAGGAACUCGGCUGUAAAUAAGCAUCCCAGGUAGUUCUGACGCAGGUGGUCCUAGGCCUGUAUGCAGGGCAGUGCUGACCUACGGAAUAGACAUCUGGAUGUCUAGAGCGGGGAUUCUGAACCCUUUUCAGGUCCUAGACCCUUGGAGAAUCUGAUGAAGCUAGGCACCUCCUUCCUCAGGAAAAGGCUUAUGUACACAUAUAGGCAGAGUUCUGCAAACAACUUCAGGCAGUCAACAGAUCCCUUCAGAUUCCCCAGAGGAAUGGAUCUCCUAAGGAUGGUGGAGCCCAGGUUAAGAACACCGGCAGUGGAGGCUGCAUAUUUCUGAGGACAGGCAGGGACUUGAGCUUUCAAACAUUCCCUGUGUGAGGGAGCAGGAGUGGGUGCUUAAUAAAUAAUACUAAUUACGAGAACUAUAAUUCUGAUCUGUGUCCACUCCGGCCGUGGUCUAAGCUAUCCAUUGCACCAGACCAGUUACAGGCAAGUGGCGACCCCAACGUGCCAGAAUCAAGGGUAUGAGUCUGUCCU